CGUUCUAAAGAUGUCAUUGUAGAAUGUGUUCUGCGGUUUAUAACAUACAUAAACUAACAUUACUCUAAAACAUUCGUCAGUCACAGGCGAGUAGUCACGACGUUAACGUGUCAACGUUAGAAUGGGUACAAAACUACUAGACUUGGAAACCAUCCUGCUCCGUAACGAGCAAUGGAUGAAACUCGAAGAAGACUGGAAGCCGGUGGACCUGGAUGAAGACAGGACAGAGGAAGACAACGAACCAGCUAUGACGACAAUGCUCAGCGCUUUGGACUUGAAGAAAACUACAUUUGAUUCUGCGCAGCUGUUGAAAAAAGUGCGAAGAAAAGUCGCGAGACAGCUAUCUGAUAAAUCGAUUAUCGACUAUAAUGAUUUUAUACGCAAUCUCCAGAAUAACGAGGCGAACGAUCAACAGUUUUUCUUUGUAAACGGCCAAAUAAUCUCCGCUGUCUCAAUCGAAGAAAUAUGCCGAGAAAUUGACGAUAUCUUCAAAUCGAUUGACAGACUGGCUUCGGCUACAAGCACCCUGAGGAACCGUAAGCCGGACGUGGUGCAGUGCAGCAUCUCAGCCGGAGACUUAAGUUUUGACGAUACUAUAGACCAGAUAGACGAAGAAAAAAUAGACCAGUGUAUAGAAGAAGCUUUCGAAGAGUUGAGUGGAAGUUUCACAAGUGUGUGCCAGAAUGAAAACAGCCAGGAAUCAGUGACGACUCUAGUCAAAAGGUUUACUUCUCUAUUGAAUAAUCCAACAAUACAGUGUGGUCCUCGACGCCAAAGGCAGUGUUGCAGCAGAUUCCAGGAGCUGGCAGAUUUUUGGAACAAUCGCGCUUUUCACGAUCGUUCAUAAUUUAAGUGGGUACUUUGAGAUUUUUUAUUAAAUAGGUAAAUUUUGUAAUAUUAUAUUUUUGUUUGUCUCAUAGGUAGUAAGUAAAAUGAAAUGAACAAUUGUUUUAUUACAUUUUUGAUUAACUGUUUUUUUUUAAUUAAUACAAUUUAAAUUAUUUAUUAGUAUUAGACUUAUGACAUGACCUUAAUAUAGUUUUGGUAAAUAUUGUUACAAGAAUUUAGCUUUAUACCAAAUAAUAUCUACGUAUGUUUUAUAUUAGUGUUUAGUGCAAGAAAAACAUGUGAUAGUUGUUAAUAAGUAAACGUUGUAGUUACUUGAA
This is a messenger RNA of Bombyx mori (domestic silkworm), 1166 nucleotides long. RefSeq lists its product as uncharacterized. The coding region runs from base 122 to 847 and encodes 241 amino acids. NCBI's taxonomy places the organism in Eukaryota, Metazoa, Arthropoda, Insecta, Lepidoptera, Bombycidae. The transcript has a single exon. The record is from RefSeq and is a predicted model, not a curated record.